Messenger RNA from Pteronotus mesoamericanus, 2388 nucleotides. It is a transcript of the gene KLHDC7A, whose product is annotated as kelch domain containing 7A. Gene Ontology annotation, molecular function: protein binding. The transcript has a single exon. The coding region runs from base 1 to 2388 and encodes 795 amino acids. NCBI's taxonomy places the organism in Eukaryota, Metazoa, Chordata, Mammalia, Chiroptera, Mormoopidae. The record is from RefSeq and is a predicted model, not a curated record.
AUGCUCCCUGGAGGAGGAGGAGCCGAGGCCCAGGACUGGCAUUUGGACAUGCAGCUGACCGGCAAGGUGGUGCUGUCCGCCGCCGCUCUGCUCCUGGUGACCGCAGCCUACAGGCUGUACAAGUCGAGGCCCGCCCGAGCCCCACUGUGGGACAGGAACACCACGGCUGAGGCUGACGAGGCGGCGGGAGGCUCCAGACAGCCUGAAGUUCAGGCGGCUGCACCUGGGGCACCCCAUCGCGGGCUGAGACGCCGGCGGGGGAGCACGGGGCCUGGGGCACGACUGGGCUGCAGCGGGGACAAUCCGGGGGGCCCCCAAGUCCUGGCAACAGGAGCCUCUUCCAGUGACUUGGGAGCCAAAGAGGCUUGGAAGCCGGAGAGGAAAGGCGCUGGUGAGGAUCUGGGUGGGCGGUGCCUGGAGCCUAGCGUGGCACCUCCUCGCUGCAGUGGCCAGGAAGCCGGAACAGCUGCUGGCAGUAAGUCCGAGCUGCCCCGCCACCCCCACUUGGGCAGUGAACCCAAACGCUCCCCACCUGGCCUUGCUGCAGUGGACAGUAGUGGUGCGGAGGGUGAGCCUGCUCCAUGGCGGGAUGGGGGACUCCCCGAGCAGCCAGGGACUGGAGUGCAGGCACCCCACCGUCCACCCUUGACGGCCCACUCAGAAGACAACAGUGACAUGAACAAGAGCCGGGUCCUCACUCACAUGACAGGGGUCUGUGGGGAAGAGGCUGGGGCCCUCCGGGCUGCCUCAGACAUGGGCCUGGCCCUGCAGCAGCAGCAGGGGGCCACCAACACCUCCUACACCUUCUCAUCGGUGGCCCGGGUUCGGGUAGAGGAGAACUUCAUGAGGGAGAAGAUGGCGGGGAUCAGGCCCAGGCUGCAGGGCAAGGUAUAUGAGUACUACGUCGAAUCUACCUCUCAGUCCACCUCUAGAGGCAGGCCGACUCCUCGGACAGCAGCGCUGGCUGAGGCUCCACCUCCUGUGCCAGGCCCCCUGGGAACAGGGCCAGUCCCCCAAGGCCACAACGAGGACAGAGAAGGUGGAGCCCAUCCCGCCGCCUCCUCCCAGCCUGUGCUCUCGCCCCCCACGCAAGGCUUCAGCAGGAAGGAAAGCCUCCUUCAGAUCGUGGAGAACCCAGAGCUUCAGCUGCAGCUGCACGACUUCGGGAGCCCUGCUCCAUCCCGCCUGGACCAGAGUGCCCCACCCAGCUGCCCCACCUCAGGGGAGCCUCCAGAGUCCAGCUCAGAGGGAAGCAGCGGGGAGCCCAACCUGCAGCUCGUGGCAGGGACCAACUUCUUCCACUUCCCUCUCACCCCAGGUUCAGCCCCAGAUGUCCACCUGGAUCUGGGGAAUUGCUACGAGGUGUUGACCUUGGCCAAGAGACAGAACCUGGAGGCCUUGAAGGAGGCUGCCUACAAAGUGAUGAGUGACAACUACCUCCAGGUCCUACGCAGCCCAGAUAUCUACGGCCGCCUGAGCGGGGCAGAGAGGGAGCUGAUCCUUCAGCGGCGGAUGCGGCGGGGCCGCAAGUGCCUGGUGGUGGCCGACAUGUGCCCCCAGGAAGAUGCUGGCCGCCUCUGUUGCUAUGAUGAUGAGCAGGAUGUCUGGCACCUGCUCACCCACCUGCCCCCUGAGGCUGUGUCCCGGGGCUGUGCCAUCUGCAGUCUCUUCAACUAUGUCUUUGUGGUGUCUGGCUGCCAGGGGGCCGGGGGCCGGCCCUCCAACCGAGUCUUCUGCUACAACCCUCUGACCGAGAUCUGGAGCGAGGUGUGCCCACUGAACCAAGCCCGGCCACACUGCCAGCUGGUGGCCCUGGAUGGGCACCUGUACGCCAUUGGGGGCGAGUGUCUGAACACAGUCGAGCGCUAUGACCCUCGCCAGGACCGCUGGACCUUUGCCCCGCCACUCCCCAACGACACCUUCGCCCUGGCGCACACAGCCACGGCGUGUGCCGGGGACAUCUUCGUCACGGGCGGCACGCUGCGCUACCUGCUGCUCCGCUUCUCAACCCAGGAGCAGCGCUGGCAGGUCGGCCCCACGGCGGGAGGCAAGGAUCGCACGGCUGAGAUGGUGGCAGUCAAUGGCUUUCUCUACCGCUUUGACCUCAACCGUAGCCUGGGCAUUGGUGUGUACCGCUGCAGUGCCAGCACCCGGCUCUGGUACGAGUGCGCCACGUACCGGACUCCCUACCCGGACGCCUUCCAGUGCGCCGUGGUGGACAACCUCAUCUACUGUGUGGGGCGCCGGUGCACGCUCCUCUUCCUGGCUGACUACAUCUCACCCAGGUUUGUGCCCAAGGAGCUGCGGAGCUUCCCCUCCCCCCAGGGCACCCUCCUGCCCACUGUCCUCACCUUGCCCGGCCCCCACAUGCCACAGACCAGAGUCUAG